Messenger RNA from Triticum urartu, 947 nucleotides. The record is from RefSeq and is a predicted model, not a curated record. Lineage: Eukaryota; Viridiplantae; Streptophyta; Magnoliopsida; Poales; Poaceae.
ACAUGGGAUGCUGUGAAGAUUGCCUAACUUGCGACAUAUGCCUUCAAUGCGAUUAUGUCUCUAAGUCAUGCCUCGACACGUGGGAGCUAUAGUCGCAUCGAGGGUGUUACAACAUUGCUGCAAUGAUGGCUGUGAGAGAACCACCAAAGAAAAGGACAAAGACAACCAAAACAGCUGAGUUAUCCAUUGUGCCUUGCGAAGAUGGAGUACCAACAAGAAUGUGUUUUCCCCCAAGCAAAAGCUUGGAAACUACAACCAAAAAAAGGGGGAAACAUGCUAACUCUAGUGCUGGAGUAUCAAAAAGCAAAAGCUUGAAGAAUACAAACAAAAAGGGAAAAGGGGGGAAAUCUGAAUCGGUUCGAUCCAAGAGAUCAAGAACCGGCUCAAAACAUCCGAAGCCAAUUUCCAUCGAGUUUCCUAUGCACGGCGAUGAAACAAAUGUUCCUGUGAAGGUUAGGGGCAAGAGUAAGGAGUGCACUGAAAAGAUUCCUAUGGUGCCACAAGACAGCCCAGCAAUGUGCACAAGAAGCAAAAAAUUUAACUCUGCAAGCCCUUCAAUGAGCACAAGAAGCAAAAGGCGGCUCAGUUUGUGAUUCUCAUGUUUUCCUUAAUGUCAUGGUUACUUUUGGAUGUCCUUUUGUGCUGCUCAUGUGAUGUACUUGUGGACCUGACCUCAUAUGUGAAACAGUAUGUGAUGCAUGCCAACUAGUACUGAUGUAUGUGGUGAAUGUGAACCUAAAUGUGAUGUAUGUGUGAACAUGGCUGCUUCUGUUUGUUGUUCAUGUUGUGAUGCAUAUUGUGUGUAUAUAUGUACAUAUAUAUAUGUGAAUUGUGUGAGAUAUGGGAUCAAAUUACAGGGGAGGUUUUGCCAAAUUUUCAUUUUUUGAAUUAAAAUGAGAGGACAAUUUUUUGGAUUGAAAUCAGAUCAUUGUCCAAGUUAUGGGGUC